GACAGCAUUGACAUGGCGAAGAGGAAGAGAAACAGUACAGCCGAGGGGGCUGGUAAAAAGAAAACACCCGACACAACGAUCACGUUCAUCUCCCGUAAACCAGAAUGGGCGUAUAUACAUCUCGAGCUGGUAACUCAACCUCCCAGCUCCAAUUCAGAACCCCUUGACCUCCUUACCGCUAAAACAUAUUUGACCUCCGCCUUAUCCCAGUUCCUUGGCCUCUCGGGUACCGCCAUACCCUUUGAUAUAUUAAAACUCCAGGCCGAAAGCCUACCCACGCGGAAUACCCUAUGGAUCAGAGUCCCUCACGGCGAUGCUGCAGCUCUAAUUGCAGCCGUGAGCUCGUGGGUGGGCGGUUCAAGCGGAGACGGAGGCUCAAGCGUGGCGUGGAAGAUUAGGGCAAAGGGAAGCUGGUUAGGUGCCUUGGUGGGAGGCACGGGAAGAGAGCUUUUUGCACAGUAA
Messenger RNA from Coccidioides posadasii C735 delta SOWgp, 462 nucleotides. Lineage: Eukaryota; Fungi; Ascomycota; Eurotiomycetes; Onygenales; Onygenaceae. The record is from RefSeq and is a predicted model, not a curated record.